AUGAGUCUCCUGGGGCGGGUAGCUGUGCGUCGAGCCAGGAAAGCCGCCCUGCUCUGUGUCAUCUUCCUCAUGGUGCAAGAGUGGAGCAUGAAUGUGGAGGUGGCGGUGGCAGCAGCGGCGGCAGCGUCAGGGCCUCAAGGCUGCCCCUCUGAAUGCUCCUGCUAUAAUCAGCUCAGCAAGGUGGUGUGCACCCGCCGUGGCCUCACCCGGGUACCCCCGGGCAUCCCCUCCAACACGCGCCACCUCAACCUGAUGGAGAACUCCAUCGAGGCGGUGCAGGCCGACUCGUUCCGCCACCUCCACCACCUGGAGGUCCUCCAGCUGGGUCGAAACGCCAUCCGACAGAUAGAGGUGGGGGCCUUCAACGGCCUCACCAGCCUCAACACGCUGGAGCUGUUCGACAACCGCCUCACGGUGGUGCCGAGCGGGGCCUUUGAGUAUCUGUCAAAGCUGAGGGAACUGUGGCUCAGGAAUAACCCCAUUGAGAGCAUCCCUUCGUACGCCUUCAACCGUGUGCCCUCUCUGAUGAGGCUCGACCUGGGGGAGUUACGCAAACUAGAGUACAUCUCCGACGGAGCUUUUGAGGGGCUGCACAACCUCAAGUACCUCAACCUGGGAAUGUGCAACAUUCGAGGGGAAAUGCCCAACCUGAGCCCGCUGCUCGGCCUGGAGGAGCUGGAGAUCUCGGAGAACCUCUUUCCGGAAAUCAAGCCGGGCUCUUUCCGAGGCCUGCGCUCGCUGAAGAAGCUGUGGAUCAUGAACUCUCAGAUAGGGCUAAUCGAGCGCAACGCUUUUGACGAGCUCACGCCCCUGGUGGAGCUCAACUUGGCCCAUAAUAACCUCAGCACUCUGCCCCACGCCCUCUUCACCCCACUGAGGUACCUGCUGGAGCUGCACCUGCACCACAACCCCUGGAACUGUGGCUGCGACUCGCUGUGGCUGUCGCGAUGGCUCCGAGAGUACAUCCCCACCAACUCCACCUGCUGCGGUCGGUGCCACGCUCCAGCCCACAUGAGAGGUCGUCAGCUGGUGGAGCUGGACCGGGGAGACGACGGGGCCCCCCAGUGUUCGGCGCCGUUCAUCGCAGACGCGCCGCGCGAUCUCAACAUCUCUGCGGAGCGGGUGGCCGAGUUGCGGUGUCGCACGGCAGCCAUGUCGGCGGUGCGGUGGCUGCUGCCGAACGGCACCAUCCUGACGCACGCGUCCAAGCACCCGCGCAUCACUGUGCUCAAUGACGGCACCCUCAACUUCUCCAAUGUGCUGGUGGGGGACACAGGCAUGUACACUUGUAUGGUCUCCAACGCGGCUGGAAACUCCAACGCCUCUGCGUACCUCAAUGUCAGCGCUGCGGAGCUCAACACGUCCAACCUGAGCUACUUCUCCACGGUCACCGUAGAGGUCCUGGGGCCCACGUCAGAGAUGCCCAAGCCCAAGACCUCCACCACCUCCACCACCACCGCAGACACAGGGAGAGGAGGCACCACCACCACAACAUCAUCCCCGUCAGUCUAUCAACCAGUCUUCAUCUCCACACCCACUGUUCUGCUCCAGAGCACUGACGCCCCGCCAUCACGCCCCAUUUCUGUGCCAAACGCAAAAGUGACUACGGGACGGCCACAAAACCCCAGCACCAGUCUGGACGAGGUGAUGAAGACCACAAAGAUAAUCAUCGGCUGCUUCGUAGCCGUCACUUUGCUAGCCGCCAUCAUGCUGAUUGCCUUUUACAAACUGCGCAAAAGACACCAGAAGAGGAGCACUGUCGCUGCCGAUAAAACGGUGGAGAUAGUUCACGUGGAACAAGAAGAACUCCCCCCUCCUGCCUCGUCGAGUGCGAGACGAGACGGCUCACGAACUCUGCCAGAAAUCAAGGACCACAACAGCAUUCUGAAGCCCAAAUAUAAUACGUACAAACCAACUGGUCAUAUGGCAAAAUGGACAGAGAACAGCAUUGCAAAUUCUCUGCCUCGAACGCUGCCUAGCACCAUCACAGCGGUACCACAGCCAUUCAUCAUAAAAGCUCACGCAAAGGAAAAAGUCCAGGAGACACAGAUUUAA
Clupea harengus (Atlantic herring) is the source of this 2055-nucleotide messenger RNA. It is a transcript of the gene lrrc4.1, whose product is annotated as leucine rich repeat containing 4.1. NCBI's taxonomy places the organism in Eukaryota, Metazoa, Chordata, Actinopteri, Clupeiformes, Clupeidae. The coding region runs from base 1 to 2055 and encodes 684 amino acids. The transcript has 2 exons. The record is from RefSeq and is a predicted model, not a curated record. Gene Ontology annotation, molecular function: protein binding. Gene Ontology annotation, cellular component: glutamatergic synapse; plasma membrane; postsynaptic density membrane. Gene Ontology annotation, biological process: synaptic membrane adhesion; postsynaptic density protein 95 clustering; modulation of chemical synaptic transmission.